ACUGCUACUCAGACAGAAAGCAGUUUUUUUUUUAGUUGUGCUGGAAUGUGCAGCUUAUUUAGUUUACCAAGGAGCUAAAAAACUGAAAACUGUGCAGGCGGCAGGAUGUGGCUGCAAGGUGAGGACAGUGCAGCAGCAGAGUCUGGAGGAGAGAGUGAUUUGUCCUCCGAAGAUGAGAGAGACUUUCAGUAUGAAAUCCUGGAAAUUCAGCGGGAUGAAGCCAAUCAGAGACUGUCAGAAUUGGAGGAAGUGUCCAAUCAGCUCCUGAAAGAGAUCGAUGUACUGGAGAUCCAGUUCCAGAUGGAGCGCUCCUGCAGGGAGAGUGCUGAGGCUCUGGCUGUCAAAGUGACCAAAGAGAACAAAGUCCUGAAGAGGACGAGCCAGAUGCUGAUGCCCCUCAUCCCCGAGCUGCCUGAAAACUUGGCUGCUGUGACCUUUGACCCAGAGGGUGACCCCGCGGUUAACUGUGAUGUGGUUGACCUUGGUGAGGACAGCAAUGAGGCGACGCUGCUGCUGGAGAGUCAAGCCAAGAUCGCAGAGCUGCAGACGUCAGUGGACGGUCUGCUGGCUGAGAAGCUGCAGCUGGAGCAACAAGUGGAGGAUCUGACCAGAGAGCAGGCCCAACUCAGAGAGCAGCUGGUUCAGGAGGUCGAGGAGAAAGAGGCCAUACUGAGGAAGAUGGGCAAGCAGAGCAAAACCAUGAAUAAAAUCAAACGAAUGUCCCAGCUUGUCACAGAGGAGUUCACAGAGAUGUCUCAGAAGCUGGAGCUGGAGCAGGGCCUCCGGCAGCACGCUGAAGUCUUCGCCCACCAGAUGAUGGCGCAGCAGAGUGCGGCCCACAGGCAGAGCAUGAUGCUGAUGCAGAGCUCGGAGACCAGCCUGCAGCUGCAGCAGGCGCUGGACCAGAUCUCCACCAUCAGCGCAGCCCUCAGUGAUAUACAACGCCAUUACCAGGAGCAGGUAAAACAAGGUCAGAGCGCCAUGGAGGAGAGCAGCCUCCUCUCUGAACUGCAGAACCUGAAAGAGCAGCUGGACAGGAGUGAGGAGGAGAGGAAGGCCUUAGAGACUCAGCUGUCUGAGGCUAACAGCACUAGCACACAGCUCCAGGAGAAAGUGAAACAGUUGCAAGAUACACUGAACAGAGAGGAUAAAACUGAUGAAGCAGAGAAGGAAUCCACUCCUGCUCCACCUCCACCUCCACCACCUCCCCCUCCGCCUCCUCCACCUCCUACUACUGUCACCAAUUCACUUGAUUUCCUGAGAAGCAGGAGGAAAAAUGGAUCCAGCAAGGCUGAUCAGAACAAAGCAGCACCCUUACUGGACAUGAAGGCGAAAGCGGUGGAUGAAAUGAUGGAGAGGAUAAAGAAAGGCAUCGUCCUGAGGCCCAUCAAGAAAAUACAGGAGGAUGACAGCUCGUGGACGGACCAGAGGAGUGAAAACAGAAAAUCCGUCAUCCUGGAGCUGAAAGGAAUGCUGGACCACAUGAAACGCCAGCCCCACCGCAGAGUGCCGUCCACGAGGCGAACUGGCCGAAAUGUCGGGGAAACGGAGCUCCUGCGGGUUCUCCAGAGGAGGAGGACAGCGAUGGGAGAGAGCCGGGACUCGUCCUCCUCAACGCAAACACAUGACCCUCAGGCAGGUCCGCAGCGUGUCCCAGCAGCAGGAGACGUGCCCUGGGCAGGCGAGAGCGGCAGCGCCCCUGUGCUCCGGAGGCUGAGACAAAACCGAGAGAAGAGAGACUCUCGCAUCAGAGCAUCGGCACUGCUCAUCAGCCAAGACAACUGAGAGCAGGAAAUGCAGCUUUUAAACAUCACUGCAGUUUAAGUGUCAUUGCUGUUUUAUACGAUGAUGUGCUGAAGAUGAGUCUUUUUUUAUCAGUGAUUUCCAUUCUUUUAGAUUUUAAAGGGACUUUUUUUUAUCCUAUCUGUUGGAUUAAUACAUGAAUGCAUUACCUUUGCGAUCAUUUACAAUAAAAUAUCAGUGAUCUUGGUCUGUA
This is a messenger RNA of Chelmon rostratus (copperband butterflyfish), 1996 nucleotides long. RefSeq names its product shootin 2 (gene shtn2). The record is from RefSeq and is a predicted model, not a curated record. The transcript has 17 exons. Bases 106 to 1785 code for a protein of 559 amino acids. NCBI's taxonomy places the organism in Eukaryota, Metazoa, Chordata, Actinopteri, Chaetodontiformes, Chaetodontidae.